Paralichthys olivaceus (Japanese flounder) is the source of this 659-nucleotide messenger RNA. The record is from RefSeq and is a predicted model, not a curated record. Lineage: Eukaryota; Metazoa; Chordata; Actinopteri; Pleuronectiformes; Paralichthyidae.
AACAUAUUAGCAAUAUACAACAAAACCGAGUGGUUCUGGCUGACCUGGAGCCCUGGACAAAGUACUGUGUCCAAGUCCAAAUCAAAACACAAAGGAACCUCAACCCCAGUAUGUCCAGCAGAACCGUCUGUGAAAGUACCACCAAUGAACAAGAAGCUCCUUGGGUGGCAGCAAUGCUGUCAUUUGUCUUUAUGGCAAUGGCAGUGGCUCUGGUUGUGAUUUCGGUGGUGUAUCGGAAAAGGAUAUCCCACUUUCUUUGUCCAAAAGAUUCACUGCCUCAGCACUUCAAAGAGUAUCUGCUGGCACCCCCCAACUCCAACAUCUACUUGGCCAUGCAGAAUUCCCAGCCACCUGAGGAGAUCUACCACAAAGUCAGAAUCAUUGCAGAUGACAGAACUGUGGAGGACUGAGGCCCUCUGGUGGUAGAAAUGACUGCAAGAGUGAUGACAAACAGUCUGAAGUCACAGUGUGGGGGAGACACUAGGAAGAAAUGAUCAGCCGCCAUUCUCUGUGUAUUGUAUUUUCAGAAUAUGAACUUGAAAGUCUGUAGACUGCCAUUUUGUGAAAUAUAUUGUCCAUACUUUUAAUUGCCUCAAGGUGGCAAUGUGUACGUUUUCUUAAUAAAUUUGGAAUUUAGUGGUGAUCUUUCUGUGAAGUUA